This is a messenger RNA of Tetrahymena thermophila SB210, 2814 nucleotides long. RefSeq lists its product as hypothetical. Lineage: Eukaryota; Ciliophora; Oligohymenophorea; Hymenostomatida; Tetrahymenidae. The transcript has 9 exons. The record is from RefSeq and is a predicted model, not a curated record.
AUGGAUUCAAGUUUAGAACCUAAAAAGCCUUUAAUAUUAAGUCAAAAAAAGAAGCAACUAUUUUAAAAUUCACAAGAAGUUAAAGUGAAAAGCUAGAUUGAUAAUUUUAAUGAAAACAGUAGCUACUUAGGACCAUGUAACCUAGAAUUAUCCUAAGUGAUUAACGGGUCAUAGUCUUCACGCAUAUUAAAUAAAAUAAAUUCAUAAGCUAAUCUUUGUGAAUAAUUAGAAGAUGUCAAGGGAUAAAAAAUGGUUCAAAGCUAUCAAUACUAAAAAGUUGUAAUAGAUAGUCAUCGCUAUGAUUAAUUAUCAUUUUAAGAAGGAGCUAGUGUUAAUAAUCCAGAAUAAAGAUCAAUUUUUAAUAAUAAUGAAAUAUCACAAAUAAUACCUAGAAAUAGCAAUAAAUCUGGAUGUUCUUCAAUUUUUAAUCUCACAUAAGAAACUUUAGGGGAAGAUAAAAUAUUACUCAAGCAAUAACAAAACCAGGAUUUUGUCAAAAUAAACUCUAUGGAGGAUAGGCUAAAUAUUGCUGUUAAAUAACUUGAUAAUUUAUCUUAGAAGGUUAAAAUUUUAACAGAUAGUAACUUAAAGCUUUAAGAAUCUCUUCUAUAAUAGGAACAAAAGAUUUAAGAUUUAGAAAAAAUAAAAUCUGUUUUAGAAUAAAGUGUUUCUGUAUUAGAAUCUGAUAAUGUGAAAUUAGUUGAAGAAAUCAAAGUUAAAGCUACUGCUUUAGAAAGAUCAGAAUAAAUAUUUAAAGAAGAAAAUGAAAGACAUUACAGAGAUAAAUAUUUACAAUUGGAGGAAACACAGUCUUUGAUAAAUGAAAAAGACAAAGCGAUAGACAAUUUAAAUAAUUAAAUUGACUAAUUAUAAAGAGAGUUAUAAAUGGUUAAUUCUAAGAGUAUUUGUGCUUAUGAUAGCUCUUCUAAGAUUAUUAGUUCUGGAAAUUUUUAAUCUGUAGAUUUUUUGAAAUUAUAAAUUGCAGCUGAAAAAAAGCUACUUGAAAAUGAUAAAUUAUUAUUAGAAAAUGAAAAAACUGAGAUUAAAAAUGAGAAAGAUAAAAUAUAGUAAGAUAAAGAGCAUAUUGAAUAAAUGAUUGAAAGCCUUCAAGCUGAUAGAUAAUAAUUUGAAUAAUAAAAAAAAUAGUUUUAUCAAGAAUAAAAUAAAAUAGAAAAAGAAUUAAUUGAAUAAAGUUAGAAUUAAUUUGAUGAAAUACUGCUUAAAUAACAAAUAGAGAAAUUAAAUGAGAUUAUACUAAAUUAAUAAUAAAAUAUUUAAGAUUUAAAUUAGAAGGUUUAAAAAAGCUAGGACGAAAAUUAAAUUGAUUAAAACAAGUUAGAGGAAUAAAGUAAGUAAAAUAACUAGGCUAAUCAAAGAAUAUAAAUUUUAGAGUAGAAAUUAUAAUAAUUUUAACUGAAAGCUUAAACAAAAGAAGAAGAAAUAAAUUAAACAUUUCUUUAAAAUAAAGAAAAUGAAAUAAAAUUAAUUUAAUAUGAAGAUUUAAGAUAAGAAUAGUAAAAAUAAAUAAAUGAAUUAAAAUAAUAAAUUGAAUUACUUUCGAAGGCAAAUAGCUAAAUGAAAAUUGAACAUGAGUUAUCUUAAAAGGAUCACAAAUUAAAUUCAUUUCUUUAAGAAGAAAUAAUUGAGCUAAAAAAAUAAAAGCAAUAACUCGAGCUAAGCUAAUAUGAAAAUCUUUAAAAAGAGAUUCAAAAAAAUGAAAAAAUAUAAGAAGAAAUAAAUACAUUAAAAUAAAAUUUAUCAUAACAAACGAAUAAAGUUUAGUAAAUUACAAAAAACAAUUUUGAAUAUUAACUGAAAAUAGAAUAACUGUAAAUAUAGCUUUCUGAAAUUACUCAUUUGAAGAACAACUAGAAUGAAGUAAGUGAUUUAUGUGAUAAUAGCAUUUUACAGUCAAAAAAAGCAAACCACUUUUAAUUGUAAGAAUCUUUAAGUUUAUUCGAUAACAGCACUCAAAAUUUGGUUAAUUAACAAAAUUAAUCAAUUUAUUAAGCAAAAUAAGAGUGCAAGUGCUCUUAAUUAACCAAAUAAUCAUCAGAAAAGAUGGAAUUAAAAUUAAUUUAAAUAUAAAAUGAUUACAAAAGCUUGCUCUCUGAAAACGAAAAUUUGAUAUCAAAAUAGCAAGAUUUAUUAGACACAAUUUAGAAUCUAAAAAAUCAAAUCCGUCUUUUAAAUAUAAGUAAAGAAGAUCUAUAAAAGUAUUGUGACUCGCUAGAAUCGCAUUUAUCAUAAAGUUAACAAGAAUAUGAAAUUAGUUUGAAAUAGCUAGAAGAAUAGAAAGCUGUUUAAAUAAAUGCUCUCCAAUAAGAGCUAGAAGUAUACCAUAAAAAUAGUAGCAGUAAUAAUGUAUCUUCUUCCCUUAAAUCAGCUUGCAACAUCUUUAAGCAUUAUGCUUCUUAAAAAGAAAAUAUAUCAUAUCAAAGUAUAAGCAAGAAAGUAAAAUAGGUGUAAAGAGAGCCUUAUUCUCCUCAUUAAAGAUAAAAUGAAAGAAAUGAAUAAAACAUAAAUUAAAGCAAUAAUCAAAUGUCAAAAAGAAAGAAUUGUCAAUAAUCAGCAAGUCCUAUAAGCAAAAUACAAAUAUAAAGUGACAUGAAAGAUAGAGAAAGCCUAGCAAAUAAAUAAAGAAUUAGCUUUUAAAAUUAAAAAGUAGAAUCAUGCACUAAUAAAAAUGAAAAAGACUCAUUUGAUAGUAAACGCCUUCAGGUUAUAUGUGCAAAAACUAAUGUAAGUCCUUUGAGGACAAGUUUAAAUAUAACAAAUAUUAGAGAUACAUCAGUAAAUAAAAAAUAUUAUUGA